This is a messenger RNA of Labrus mixtus (cuckoo wrasse), 1651 nucleotides long. RefSeq lists its product as uncharacterized. The record is from RefSeq and is a predicted model, not a curated record. The transcript is spliced from 6 exons. Lineage: Eukaryota; Metazoa; Chordata; Actinopteri; Labriformes; Labridae. Bases 176 to 1246 code for a protein of 356 amino acids. Gene Ontology annotation, biological process: response to bacterium.
UACUGAGGAUGCAAACAAGAGAAAAAAAGACCCUCUUCUAUUCCAACUGACCACAAAAACCUCGGCGGUGAGAUUUCUGCAGAACAGCGAGACAGGAAGUGAACCUUAAGACGCCCAGCAUCCCCUUAAAUCCUCUCAUCACUCUUCAGCGAUCGAAAUCAAAGAAAACAUCACAAUGAGCUUUUCAGCGAUUCCACCUCUCCUUCUUCUCCUUCUUCUUCAUCCAGGAUAUGCUCUGAUCUCAGUGACAUCAUUUGGACUCGGGGAACCCGGCACUUUGAUGUGUCCGUUGCCUGAUUUUGAGUACAGCAACACUCGAGUGAAGUGGUACAAGCAGAGUGUCGGUGACACGCUUGUGCUGAUCACUUCUCUGAUGAAAGGGGCUGCAAAGUCCAAUUUUGAAAAAUCGUUUCCUUCGUACCGAUUUGAGGCGAACAUCACUGCGACCAUGUGCUCUCUGACCAUUCUGAAGACAGUGCCGGAGGACGAGGCGGUGUACCACUGUGCCAUCUCUACCUGGAACCAGGAUCAUUGGAGUGGGACGUAUUUGUCUAUAAAAGGAAACGCUGAGAGGAUAACAGACAUCACUGUGGCUCAGUGGCCGACAGUUUCUCACUCUGUCCGUGCAGUAGACUCGAUAACUCUGCGAUGUUCAGUCCUCUCCGACUCCCAGAAAACGACCUGUCCAAGUGAGCACAGCGUGCACCUGAUUGGAGUGCGAUCAGAUGAAUCACGUGCUAACAUCAUGUACACUGAUGGAAACAGAGGUGAUAAAUGUGACAAUAAAUCUGAAGAGCAUCCAGCUCCAAAGACCUGUAUCUACCACUUCUCUAAGAACGCCCCCGCUGCAGACGAUGGCACGUUUUACUGCGCCAUGGCCACAUGUGGAGAGGUUUUAUCUGACAACGGAACCAAACUGGAAGGCAGCAGUUUGUGGUCCUUUGAGUUAAUGAAAGACACCAUCAUUCUGUGUCUGCUGUCUGCUGUCCUGGUCAUCAGUGUGACCGUCAUGGCCCUCCUCAUCUACGGCAUCAAGAAACACACAUGUGAUAACUGCAACGAUGCAGCUGCUGCUGCUGCUCUGCAGGAAAAUGUUGCAAACAGGAAGUUAAAGAGAGACGAUGAAGACACCUGGAUUUAUUCGACUGUCCUCUUUACCGUGAUGAAAACUGGCAGUGGUGGAACAAGGGACGCGAAACAAGACAGAGAGAGAAUCUACGCUGUCAAGGCGCCGGGGUUCGAGUAACUUUUUAGACGGGUCGUUAGCCUUUAUGUAGCUCAGCGUGUGAUCGCUGAUGUUAUCCUGAAAGCCAGAGGUUAAUGAUGCGUCUUUCUUCUUUUUCUGUUGUUUGUUUAAAUGUUUGGCUUGAAGCAGGUGCUGUACAUGAGCGACUAUAUGAAAGUAAAGAAAUGCAUUUUGUGAUAGCAGUAAGCACGGCUACAAGCAGGGCCGCCCCUGGCCAAAGUGGGGCCCAAAGAGGACGUUUUAUUGCCCCCCCUAACCCCCCCUACUUAUACCAUAUAUUUGCAAGAAUGUAUAAAGCUGUAUAUAACAUUUACUGCCAACUUCCACAUAGUCCGUGCACCGCGGUCUGGCAGCGCUGCACCGCUGUAGUCAAAGCUCAUGUUUCCACAGCGAGCGCCGCGGUCU